GAUGGGGGAGUUCAAUGAGAAGAAGGAAACAUGUGGUACCAUCUGCCUCAAAUACCUGCUCUUCACUUUCAACUGCUGCUUCUGGCUGGCUGGCCUGGCCGUCAUGGCGGUGGGCAUCUGGACGCUGGCCCUCAAAAGCGACUACAUAAGUCUGCUGUCCUCGGGCACCUACCUGGCCACAGCCUACAUCCUGGUGGUGGCUGGUGUGGUUGUCAUGGUGACAGGCAUCCUUGGCUGCUGUGCUACCUUCAAGGAGCGACGGAAUCUGCUGCGUCUGUACUUCAUCCUGCUCCUCAUCAUUUUCCUGCUGGAGAUCAUUGCUGGCGUCUUGGCCUACGUCUACUACCGGCAGCUGAACACAGAGCUCAAGGAGAACCUGAAGGAUACAAUGACAAAGCGGUACCACCAGCCUGGUCACGAGGCUGUGACCAGUGCCGUGGACAAGCUGCAGCAGGAGUUUCACUGCUGUGGUAGCAACUUCUCCAAGGACUGGCGGGACAGUGAGUGGAUCCGCUCAGGAGAGGCGGGUGGUCGUGUGGUCCCUGACAGCUGCUGCAAGACUGUGGUGGAGGGCUGCGGCGGGCGGGACCACGCCUCCAACAUCUACAAGGUGGAGGGGGGCUGCAUCACCAAACUGGAGACCUUCAUUCAGGAGCACCUGCGCAUCAUCGGGGCUGUGGGCAUCGGCAUCGCUUGUGUCCAGGUCUUUGGUAUGAUCUUCACUUGCUGCCUUUAUAAGAGCCUGACGCUGGAACAUUACUGAGCACCCCGCC
Chrysochloris asiatica (Cape golden mole) is the source of this 773-nucleotide messenger RNA. RefSeq names its product CD151 molecule (Raph blood group) (gene CD151). The transcript has 7 exons. Lineage: Eukaryota; Metazoa; Chordata; Mammalia; Afrosoricida; Chrysochloridae. The record is from RefSeq and is a predicted model, not a curated record. Bases 2 to 763 code for a protein of 253 amino acids. Gene Ontology annotation, cellular component: membrane.